AUAUAAUUAUAAACAGUUUGCUCAGAGCUACUGUUGUCUGAUAGCGCUUGUUAUUUGUCCUGGAAAGUGAUUUUUUUUAUUUGAAAAAAUCGUUGGUUGUUGUUGUAAUAUCUCUAUUUUUUUUAAUAAUUCUCGUCUCAAUAUUUGGUUUUGUACACAAAUACUCCAAUAACAGCAAUAUGAGGCCUCUAUACGACGCAAUACAUUGGUACAUGGCAGAUGUUGGUGCUCGCGUGGUGGCCAAGACCGGGAUCCCUUCAGACAGACAUCAUUUAGGGAAACUGAUACUGCACAGCCUGCAAGACGAUCCCGACUUUAUAUUCCAGAUAGAUGGAGCUACAGGGGAGUCAGAAACAAACAUAUCAGCCGCAUUCAGGAGUAUCCAAUGCGCUGUCUCUCUCACAAAGAUGGGGUUGAAGAAGGGAGAUGUGAUGGUACUUAUGGGGCCGAACCACAUUCACUUCUCUGUACCCCACCACGCAGCACUGUUUCUUGGAGUCAUGAUGGCACCAGUUGAUGUUAAUUUGGUUGUCAAUGAAUUGAAACAAAUAUUUGCAACGAAUCGACCGAAGAUAAUUAUCUGUCAAAAUGAAAAAACAAAGGACAUUGAGAAAGCACUCAAUUUAGCAGAUGUGGAAGCUAAAAUCAUUACGUUUAAUGAAAGCAGUGACUAUACUACACUUGCACAGAUCUUACAAGAUGCGGAUGAUGAAGAAGUCGCUAAUUUCAAACCAACGGAUUUUGACCCAGAAGAGACGGUAGCCUUCCUACCUUCAACUAGUGGUACCACGGGGAUACCGAAAACAGCGAUGCUGACACACAAGAACUUAAACAUCUUAGUACCUUACAUGUGGUCGAGUUGCACAAAGUUUCCAACACCAACCAAAUUGAUGUUCCUGACGUCACCGCCCCAAUGGUUGUCAGCUGGCUUCCAACACCUCUACUCCCCGAUCCUGAAGUAUACCCGACUGCAGACAUCAGCAGAACUGACUCCAGAUCACUUUGCUGAACUUGUUAAUAAAUAUAAGCCAACCUGUCUAAUGACCAGUCCAACUAUGGUGCAAACUAUGAUAGCGAAGGCGAAAUGUGACUUCACCUGCUUUGAGUUCAUAGCGAUGGGAGGCAGCGCUGUGCCGCAUGACCUUGUGGACCAAACUAAGAAAAUAGCAGACACAGAUAAGGUCAUUGUUCUCUACGGUAUCACUGAAUUGGGUGGUCUUGUCGUCCAGCACGAGUAUCCACCAGCUAAUGGGUCUUUUGGGAAACCUGUCGGUUGCGUGGAUGUCAAAAUUGUGGACACUGAGACGCAGGAAGAAAUAUUAGAGCCCAACGUUCCAGGAGAAAUUUGGUUCAGAGGCCCAAAUGUGUUCAAAGGCUACUACAACAGACCAGAAGCAACCAAAGAGACGUUGACAGAAGACGGCUGGUUCAAAACUGGUGACAUUUUCUACAGAGACGAAUCAUGGAACCUAUUCUUUGUUGAUCGGUACAAGUCAUUAUUGAAGUACAAGAGUCACCAGGUGUCUCCAGUAGAAGUCGAGGAGGUGAUAAUGAAGCAUCCAGGAGUAAUGCUGGUAGGAGUGACGGGUAUACCAGACAGGGAGUGCGGGGACCUGGUGGUGGCGUGUGUUGUGCCCAAGCCUGGCUGCAGCCCCACAGCGCAGGAGAUCGAGGACCUGGUCACAGAAUCUCUAUCAGACUCCAAACGGCUAAGAGGAGGUGUGAUCUUCAUGAAGGAACUGCCAACGACCAGUACAUCCAAGAUCAACAGACAGAAACUAAAAGAGUUGGUCGCCAACUUACCACGACAAUGAAAUAAAACAGUAUACCUACUACAAAAAUUACUCAAAAAUAAAAACUGGCGUCUGA
Messenger RNA from Spodoptera frugiperda (fall armyworm), 1869 nucleotides. RefSeq names its product luciferin 4-monooxygenase-like. Gene Ontology annotation, biological process: long-chain fatty acid metabolic process; fatty-acyl-CoA biosynthetic process. NCBI's taxonomy places the organism in Eukaryota, Metazoa, Arthropoda, Insecta, Lepidoptera, Noctuidae. Bases 180 to 1814 code for a protein of 544 amino acids. The record is from RefSeq and is a predicted model, not a curated record. The transcript is spliced from 12 exons. Gene Ontology annotation, molecular function: long-chain fatty acid-CoA ligase activity.